Messenger RNA from Sapajus apella (tufted capuchin), 527 nucleotides. It is a transcript of the gene OXT, whose product is annotated as oxytocin/neurophysin I prepropeptide. Gene Ontology annotation, cellular component: extracellular region; secretory granule. Gene Ontology annotation, molecular function: neurohypophyseal hormone activity. Bases 51 to 428 code for a protein of 125 amino acids. The transcript has 3 exons. The record is from RefSeq and is a predicted model, not a curated record. Lineage: Eukaryota; Metazoa; Chordata; Mammalia; Primates; Cebidae.
GCCGAGAGACCGCCAGCAGUCACCGUCCUUGGACCCAGCGCACCCGCACCAUGGCCGGCCCCAGCCUCGCCUGCUGUCUGCUCGGCCUCCUGGCGCUCACCUCCGCCUGCUACAUCCAGAACUGCCCCCCGGGAGGCAAGAGGGCCGCGCUGGACCUCGACGUGCGCAAGUGCCUCCCCUGCGGCCCCGGCGGCAAAGGCCGCUGCUUCGGGCCGAAUAUCUGCUGCGCGGAAGAGCUGGGCUGCUUCGUGGGCACGGCCGAGGCGCUGCGCUGCCAGGAGGAGAACUACCUGCCAUCGCCCUGCCAGUCCGGCCACAAGGCCUGCGGGAGCGAGGGCCGCUGCGCGGUGUUCGGCCUCUGCUGCAGCCCAGACGGCUGCCACGCUGACCCUGCCUGCGAUAUGGAAGCCACCUUCUCCCAGCACUGAACCCUGAAGGCUCCCAACGCCUUUGAAGCGCGCCACUGGCUUCCCCCAUAGCCACCCCAGACACAUGAAAAUAAAAUAAAGCAGAUUAUUCUCCUCCAA